AUGGAGGAGAGAGACGGGACUACCGUGGAUCCUCUGGGGAGCCUCAACAACCUCAUGAUGCUGACAAGGCAGAGAAGAGUCUCUCCAGAUCAGAACCCCCCAAGAAACACCUGCAGAGAUCCACAGGGAAGAGAACUCACUGCUGCUCUGACUGUGGGAAGAGAUUCACCUCAUCAGGCAUUACAAUUCAUCAGCGAACACACACAGGGGAGAAAUCUUAUAGCUGUGAUCAAUGUGGGAAGAGUUUUACUACAUCUGGCUCUGACUUUACACCAGAGAACACACACAGGAGAGAAACCUUAUAGCUGUACUCAAUGUGGGAAGUGUUUUACUCAGCUCAGCAGCCUAAUAACACACCAGAGAAUACACACAGGAGAGAAACCUUAUAGCUGUACUCAAUGUCGGAAGAGUUUUAAUAAUCCAUCCGGCCUGAUAUCACACCAGAGAACACACACAGGAGAGAAACCUUAUAGCUGUACUCAAUGUGGGAAGAGGUUUACUCAACAAUGCAACCUGAUAUCACACCAGAGAACACACACAGGAGAGAAACCUUAUAGCUGUGAUGAAUGUGGGAAGAGUUUUGCCCAAUCUGGAGCGCUGACAGUGCACCAGAGAAUACACACAGGAGAGAAACCUUAUAGCUGUGGUCAAUGUGAGAAGAGUUUUGGUCAAUCUGGAGAUCUGAGAGUUCACCAGAGAACACACACAGGAGAGAAACCUUAUAGCUGUGGUCAAUGUGGGAAGAGUUUUGGUCAAUCUGGAGAUCUGAGAGUGCACCAGAGAACACACACAGGAGAGAGACCUUAUAGCUGUGAUCAAUGUGGGAAGAGUUUUGCCCAAUCUGGAGCGCUGACAGUGCACCAGAGAAUACACACAGGAGAGAGACCUUAUAGCUGUAGUCAAUGUGGGAACAGUUUUGCUGCAUCAAGAACUCUGACUCAACACCAGAGAAUACACACAAGAGAGAAAUCUUUUGUCUGUGAAUAAUGUGGGAAGAUUUUUGGUCAAUCUGGCCAUCUGGUAUCACACCAGAGAGCACACACAGGAGAGAAAUCUUAUAGCUGUGAUCAGUGUGCCAAGAGAUACUUUAAUAAAAUAUCUCUGAUCAAACAUCAGAAAAUACAUACAUGAA
Messenger RNA from Oncorhynchus kisutch (coho salmon), 1132 nucleotides. RefSeq names its product zinc finger protein 239-like. Gene Ontology annotation, molecular function: DNA-binding transcription factor activity, RNA polymerase II-specific; RNA polymerase II cis-regulatory region sequence-specific DNA binding. The transcript has 2 exons. Lineage: Eukaryota; Metazoa; Chordata; Actinopteri; Salmoniformes; Salmonidae. The coding region runs from base 1 to 987 and encodes 328 amino acids. Gene Ontology annotation, biological process: regulation of transcription by RNA polymerase II. The record is from RefSeq and is a predicted model, not a curated record.